Messenger RNA from Dictyostelium purpureum, 759 nucleotides. RefSeq lists its product as uncharacterized. The transcript is spliced from 4 exons. Bases 1 to 759 code for a protein of 252 amino acids. Lineage: Eukaryota; Evosea; Eumycetozoa; Dictyosteliales; Dictyosteliaceae. The record is from RefSeq and is a predicted model, not a curated record.
AUGUUAAAAAAAAUUUCAUUUUUAUUUUUAUUAUUUAUUUUUUUAAAAUUAGGAACAUCUUUAGAAACAAAUAUUGACAAUGUGGAUUUUUAUAAAAAUCAAUACUAUCAAGAUAACACCCUGUACAACAUUGAUGAUAUAAAAAAACUAAGCACUCCUUAUUUAAAGGAUUUAACUUUGGAUCAAUAUCUUUCUAUUGCUAGAGGUUUUGUAAAGGGUUUACAGAAUUUUAUUAAUCCACAAAAUGCUGAGGUUUGUUCAAAUUACUUAAUUAAUACUAUAAAUCAUUCCUCAAUGGUUUUUAAUGAAGGUCAAAAUUUUUUAUUGGCUAAUUCAAAAAAAAUAAAUCCAAAUAGUAAUAUGAAAGAAAAUGGUCAAGUUAGUGAAAAUACUCAAAUUAGUAGUAUUAUGAACUAUAAUGAAAUAAACAAUGUAAUAGGAAGUUAUUAUAGUGAUGAAAAAGUUAGAUAUGUAAUACUCCAACUUAAAAAUUUUUUGAUUAAUUUAAAGAAUUUAAACAAUAAUGAAUGUAAUGAAAAAUUAAUUUUUGAAAAAGUGCAAUUCUAUAUCAAAAUUUAUAAAAACUAUGGUAUAGACUAUUUACUCGAUAGAGAGCUAGGGUUUUAUCAAAGUAACAAAUAUUUAUUCUCAGGAUAUGUUAAUAAAAUGAUGAUAAAUUUAUUUUUUGGGUCAUAUGAAAAUCUUGGUUAUAAUUUAGGAAGUUGUGUUGGGGUAUUUUUAAGUAGUCCAUAUGCAUAA